AUGGCUUUAGAAAACGCUCCUUGCAGGUUUGUUUACUGUUGCAAACAGGUAGCUCAACACCGUACCUGUUGAUAACAAAGCGAUUUCAAAUCCCUUACAAUAACUCAAAGCAGUCUUCAGUUCUCGACCAGCAGAGAUCACGUCACUCGGGCGCGAACAGUUAGCGCGUGAACAUAGGAUCUGGUUUUUGAAGUCCAAUGGAUCCUGAAAACUCGGAGCUUAACUACUUCCGGAAUGUUAGUGGCUUUGCGGAUCUGUACAGAGUGCUAGUGCACGAUCUGGCAGAUGAUCGGGUUAAACAUCUACCGAUGGUGCAUAGUCCUUUGUGGAUAUUAUCGUGUCUGGGGAUAUACCUGCUGUUGGUUCUCAGAACGGUCCCAAAAUGGAUGCAGAACAGAAAGCCGUUCAGAUUGAAAAGUCUCAUAAUUGUGUAUGACAGUGUGCAAAUUGUUGGAAAUGGAUUUUCGUUGUUUUUGUUUUAUAAACACGGCUGGAGUUGGCGAUAUUUCUACGAAUGUCGAUCACCCGACUUUUCCAACAAUGAGCAAUCGCUAGGAUUUGUACAUGCAGCAUAUUUCACAUAUCUACUCAAAAUUAUGGAGCUUAUGGAAACGGUGAUGUAUGCUUUCCGAAAGAAAAAUAGUCAGAUAAGCUUCUUCCAUGUCUAUCAUCAUUGCUACGCAUGUGUAACGGCGUGGGGAUUCACCAAGUAUGGUGGAGGAAGUAUGCUUAGCUACACAAUCAUGGUAAAUUGUAUAGUGCAUGUUUUUAUGUACACGUACUAUUUGAGUUCAGCCAUUGCGGACAGGUUACCUUUCAGUCUUAAACGCGUGAAAAAAUUUGUAACGACGCUUCAAAUUGUGCAAUUGUUAAGCGUUUUAGUGAACAUCGGUUUCGCGCUGAGACCAAGCUGUGCCAUUCCACUGUUUCAUUGCUUGUUUCAUGGCCCCAACAUGGUGUUUCAGAUAAAAAUGUUUGUGGACUUUUACAGAGCUGCGUACUUAGAGAAUAAAAAAAAAGUUUCAAAUAAAAAUACCUGAAAACGUGACGAUGCAAAGUAAAGCCUUCAACUCAGCUAGUUGUUAAAAGCCGAAAAUCCACGUUUUAAAAUAGAGAAUGUAAAUGGGUCAU
Molecule: messenger RNA, 1131 nt
Organism: Culex pipiens pallens (northern house mosquito)
Lineage: Eukaryota; Metazoa; Arthropoda; Insecta; Diptera; Culicidae
Product: elongation of very long chain fatty acids protein AAEL008004-like
Exons: 4
Coding region: 198-1040 (280 amino acids)
Biological process (GO): fatty acid elongation, saturated fatty acid; sphingolipid biosynthetic process; very long-chain fatty acid biosynthetic process
Cellular component (GO): endoplasmic reticulum membrane
Molecular function (GO): fatty acid elongase activity
Source: RefSeq, a predicted model, not a curated record